AUGCAUGGACUCCCCGUGGUCGAUCAUAUCAGUGGCAGUUCAGGCAUGAAUGAUCAGGUGAUAAUAGAGGAAAAACAGGAUCACUUUGCCGGGUCCCCGGGUGGACAGGAAUCGGAAACGGACGAGCUCUGGAAUCAGUACCGCUUUCUGAUCAGCAUCGCGGCGUUCGCCAUUCUUGCUCUGCUCGCAAUCUUCGUGGUCGUCUGCGCCGCCUGGAUCCCCUCCCGCUGGCGAUUGCACCGACGCAAGUGCGCUUCUUCCCUGCCGCCCGCUUUCGUUGGCUCCGUGGGCCGAGCCCCUCUCGCUCCUUCUGUCCUCAAGCCGGGCACAACACAGCCUCCGCUCAUCAAUCACCAACUCUUGGCUGACCUUGUCCAGCAGCAGCAGCAGCAGCAGCAACAGCAGCAACAGCAGCAACAACAACAACAACAACGACAACAUACAAAUGGCGUUGUGCAAGGGGAGAACCUGUCGCAGACGAGCCGGAUGGCGGCAAGCGACCCGUCGGGGGAGGCCUCAGCCGUCUCGGUC
Messenger RNA from Protopolystoma xenopodis, 531 nucleotides. NCBI's taxonomy places the organism in Eukaryota, Metazoa, Platyhelminthes, Monogenea, Polystomatidea, Polystomatidae. The record is from the annotation of a GenBank genome assembly.